GGAAUCUCAUUGAUAAUGACAUGGAACUGGAAGAUUUUUUGGAUAUGUUACCAGAAUUUUGGGGGUUGCGAUUAAAAUUUUUGGUCACGAGCGAUGAGGAUGAAUUUGACUCUAGUUACGAAGGAUUGCUUAGACUAAGUGAACGUAUCGGCGAUGCAAAACCUAAGGGUGUUCCAGAACAUAUUAUCAAUACUUUACCAACAAAACUAUAUUUAAUGAGUAGAGCUAGAAGUCCGGAUGAGAGGUGCGAUUUACGUUUUUUCAACUUUUCUUUAUCGUUCCCCUUAUUACCUGGUAUAUGA
This is a messenger RNA of Scutellospora calospora, 302 nucleotides long. NCBI's taxonomy places the organism in Eukaryota, Fungi, Glomeromycota, Glomeromycetes, Diversisporales, Gigasporaceae. The record is from the annotation of a GenBank genome assembly.